Molecule: messenger RNA, 1595 nt
Organism: Drosophila bipectinata
Lineage: Eukaryota; Metazoa; Arthropoda; Insecta; Diptera; Drosophilidae
Gene: Taz
Product: tafazzin, phospholipid-lysophospholipid transacylase
Biological process (GO): inner mitochondrial membrane organization; cardiolipin acyl-chain remodeling
Cellular component (GO): mitochondrial membrane
Molecular function (GO): 1-acylglycerophosphocholine O-acyltransferase activity
Source: RefSeq, a predicted model, not a curated record
CGGCGCCCUAUCCUCCCCCUAGCCGAACACCCAUGAGUAUGAUUUCAAGUUCGCCGCCACAUGCAGCAGACCAGGUGAAGAAACGGCGGAAGGAAAGGAAAGCGCAAUCGGUGCCAGUCCAAAAUUGCGAGUGUAGAAGAUUUCUUGGCUUAUAAACGGUUAUGUAAAUUGCCGCAACAUAUUCAACAGAAUUUCCUGCGUAUUGUACUCCCGAAACUAAGUGCUGCUCAUCAUGUUAAUGGUCAAGUGUUGGAGCCUCACGAGGCACGUGGGAUCCGUAUCCACGUCCGUGUCCAUGCGAAACUUUACCUACAGCCUAGCCGGCGGAUUCCGACCACCGCUCCAGGCUCUGCUAACUAGGCAUUACACCCCAGCUCCGGAAGCACGUCCACUGCCGGAUGAGAGAUUUUCUGCCAAAAACCAGCCGGAAAGCAAAGAUACCUCGACGCAAACCGAUCGGAUAAGCCUCUCCACGUCCCUACCACCUCCUUCGCCCUCUCCUAACCCCCCGCCAAGAAGGACGCCGCCCCCGAUGUCCGACCGGAUCUCGGAUCCGGACCGGGGGUCCGGCGUGACGAUACCCUACAAGCUGGACUGGAUAUUCCCCAGGCUACGGAACCCGACUAUGUUUUGGUAUGUGACCAGCCAAAUUGUGAUCACUGUAGUCGGACUCUUCAGCAAGUUUGUGCUCACGUUCUGGAACAAAACCCACGUGUGCAACAGGGAUCGUCUAAUACACCUGGUCAGCAAGCGGCCCAAGGGUGUGCCCCUGGUGACGGUCUCCAAUCACUACUCCUGCUUCGACGAUCCCGGCCUAUGGGGUACACUUCCUAUUGGUCUGGUCUGCAACACCUUCAGCAUACGCUGGUCAAUGGCCGCUCAUGACAUAUGCUUCACCAACAGGUGGCACUCUAUGUUCUUUAUGUUCGGUAAGUGCAUACCUGUUGUGAGAGGCAAUGGGGUCUACCAAGACGCCAUUAACCUGUGCAUAGAGAAGGCCGCCCAGGGACACUGGAUCCAUGUGUUUCCCGAGGGCAAGGUGAACAUGGAGAAAGAGGAACUGCGUCUGAAGUGGGGUGUGGGCCGCAUCAUCUACGAGUCCCCGAAAAUUCCCAUAAUCUUGCCAUUGUGGCACGAGGGUAUGGACGAUGUCCUGCCCAAUGUGGAGCCCUAUGUGUUCAAUCGGAAAAAGCAGGUCACCUUAAAUGUUGGUCAGCCCCUGGAUCUUAACCAGUUUGUGCUAGAUCUUAAAAAGCGUAACGUGCCGGAGCCCGAGGCGCGAAAACUCAUCACUGAUAAAAUUCAGGAGGCUUUUCGGGAAUUGCGAGCUGAGACCGAGAAAUUGCACAGAGAACGCUUCUAGCGACUUUGAAAGCAAGAGCCUAACGGCAAAAAUUUGUAAUAUUUAUUUGUGUAGUAUUAAGCCCAAAAUGAACCCUCGAAAUCUUUUGAUUAUAACUCAGUUCCUCCAUAUCAACAUUUUUAUGUUUAUUUGCUGGAGAGGCGUUUCAGUUGACAAAGUGUGCAUUAUUAUUAACAAUUGUAAAUACAGAAUUCAAAUCUGGAUAAAACAAAUAAAGUAUUACUUUUUAAAU